Sordaria macrospora k-hell is the source of this 990-nucleotide messenger RNA. RefSeq lists its product as uncharacterized. NCBI's taxonomy places the organism in Eukaryota, Fungi, Ascomycota, Sordariomycetes, Sordariales, Sordariaceae. Gene Ontology annotation, cellular component: lysosome. The record is from RefSeq and is a predicted model, not a curated record. Gene Ontology annotation, molecular function: thiolester hydrolase activity; palmitoyl hydrolase activity.
AUGGCAAUCUCCAAGCAGCUGAAGCUGUUGUUUACCAGCGGCUCGCUUAUCGCGGCCGCGCUGGCCAGUCCCGUACAGAAGCCGCUCAGCAGCGACGACGACAUCGACGACACACCACUGCCGCUGGUCAUCUGGCAUGGCCUAGGAGACAGCUACUCCGCCCCCGGCCUCCGCGAAGUCGGCGACCUCGCCGACGCCAUCAACCCCGGCACGCUCGUCUACUUUAUCCGCAUGGACGAUGACGGGUCCCGCGACCGCUCCGCCACCUUCCUAGGCAACGUGACCGAACAAGUGGCCAAAGCCUGCGCCGACAUCGCCGCGCAUCCGAUUCUCUCGACCGCGCCCGCCAUCGACGCCCUCGGCUUCAGCCAAGGAGGGCAGUUCCUGCGCGGCUACAUCGAACGGUGCAACAACCCGCCCGUGCGCAACCUCGUCACCUUCGGCUCCCAACACAACGGCAUCAGCGCCUUCCGCGACUGCCCCUGGUCGGACUGGGUCUGCCGCGGCGCUAUGGCUAUUCUGAAAGGCAACGCCUGGUCGCAGUUCGUGCAGAGCCGGCUUGUUCCAGCACAAUACUACCGCAACCCGGACGAGUACGAGCAAUAUCUGGAGCACUCCAACUUUUUGGCGGAUAUCAACAACGAGCGGAAGUUCAAGAACCAGACGUACAAGGAGAACUUGGCCAAUUUGGAAAACCUGGUGCUGUACAUGUUCGAGGACGAUACGACGGUGGUGCCCAAGGAGACGGCAUGGUUUGACGAGGUCAAUGGCACUGAGGUUACGCCCCUUCGCGCGAGGAGGAUGUACUCGGAAGACUGGAUUGGCUUGCGCGAGUUGGACAAGAAGGGCGGCUUGCACUUCCGCACCACGCCGGGCGAUCAUAUGCAGCUUACGGAUCAGUUGCUGAACGACACGUUUGCCGAGUUCUUUGGGCCGUUGAAGAAGGCCAAGAAGAGCGCCCCGAGGCCGUUCCUGCGCGGUGACCUCUGA